Messenger RNA from Pseudopodoces humilis (Tibetan ground-tit), 3372 nucleotides. The record is from RefSeq and is a predicted model, not a curated record. NCBI's taxonomy places the organism in Eukaryota, Metazoa, Chordata, Aves, Passeriformes, Paridae.
AUGACGAGGAGGGCCCAACCCACCAAAGCGGAGAUUGGGGAAACCCCCUGCCAAACCGCGCAUGCGCAGUCCGGCACAGCUACCGAGUCUGCGCACUUUAAACAUAAAGACAAUUCGGAUCUAAUUGAUCCUAAUUUUACUCAGCUCCCACAAUCACAAAAUUUUCCUAUGAUACCUCAAAUUCUAAUAAAAAAACCCCAAAGAUCAAUAUGGACCCUUCCUCAAAGAGAAGGGGGAGGAACAGGUGCUCCUGGAAACAUUGAGGAUAUUGCAGUAUUACCAGUGAGAUCUGGAAUAAGGGAGGAUGUCCCAAGAUGGGAACCAAUAGAUGGUUCACUUUUAAAAGACCUACUGGAUGCAGUAGAAAAGAGAGGACUUGGCUCCCUGUAUUUUAAACAAUUAUUGAGAGGCCUCUUUCGCAGUCACGAAAUGAUACCUUAUGAUUGCAAAUACAUAGCAAUAGCAAUAUUUACAGACUCACAACAUAUGUUAUGGAAUAAGAAAUGGAGAGAAGCCCUCCAAGAAUUGAGAGAUAAAUAUGCAAGAGGACCAUAUGCACACAUCACAGUAGCCCAGAUGGCAGGAGAUAUCCCAUAUCAUAAACCAGAAAGUCAAAUGACAGAUUUGCCUCCAGAAGUGCUCCGAGAUAUUAUAGAAGCAGCUGAAAAGACACUGCUGCAGAUUCAACCUUCUGGACCCUCAGAAGGUAUUUACACUGAAAUAAGGCAGAGUCCUUCAGAGCCUUUCACCACUUUUGUGGAUCGCCUCACACAAGCAAUUGACCGACAAGUGAUGGAUGAAAAUGUGAAGCCACACUUGCUUCAGGGUCUUGCUUUUGCGAAUGCUAAUGCAGAAUGUCGACGUAUUAUCAGUGCCUUGCCAGGGUAUCCAGCAAUUGAAGAAAUGAUAGAGGCCUGCACAAACACAUUGAUAGCCAAAGCUAUUGCCUUGCCUCCACAUGCAAAUACUCCAAUCAAGAUAAAGACCAGAGAGCGGACUGCAUCUGUCAACGAAUAUAUAGAAGUUCGUGCUACCUGGGUGAAACAAAUUAGUCGUGAUCGACCUGCACUCACCACCUUGAAAUUGACCUGGAAAACAGAUGACCCUAUUUGGGUGGACCAGUGGCCCCUGGAAAAAGAGAAAUUGAGUGCUCUAGAAGAAUUAGUCCAAGAACAGUUGCAAAAAGGCCACAUUACACCAACUACUAGUCCCUGGAAUUCUCCAGUUUUUGUAAUUCGUAAAAAAUCUUCAGGUUCGUGGAGAUUGAUUCAUGAUCUCAGAAGAAUCAAUGAGGUCAUUGAGGAAAUGGGACCCCUUCAACUUGGACUUCCAUCUCUUUCAGUGAUUCCAAGGCACUGGCCAAUCAUGAUCUUCGACCUCAAGGAUUGUUUUUUUAACAUUCCACUUCAUCCGAAAGAUGCUCCAAGAUUUGCUUUUUCAGUUCCAAGUAUUAAUAGAAUGAAAACUCUACAGAGGUAUCAUUGGGUGGUGUUACCACAAGGUCUCCGCAAUUCUCCAACGAUUUGCCAAUGGUUCGUGGCACGAACCCUGUCUCCAGUGAGAGAAAAACAUCCAAAGGCAUUGAUCAUUCAUUAUAUGGAUGAUCUGCUCAUCACUGCAGCAACAAAGCAGGAACUGGAGAAGACUCGCGACAGCAUGUUUAUGGAAAUUCGGAAAGCAGGACUAGAAAUUUCAACUUCAAAAAUUCAAGAAAUUUCGCCAUGGAGCUAUCUAGGUUGGAAGAUCACAGCACAAGAAAUAAGACCGCAGAAAAUACAAGUAAGAACUCAAGUCAAUAACCUACAAGAACUACAGCGACUCCUUGGAGAAAUCAACUGGGUCAGAACAACUUUGGGAAUCACGAAUGAGGAACUCUCACCUUUUUUAAAUUUGCUUAAAGGGGACACUAACCUUAGAGCUCCCAGAACUCUCACACCUGAAGCUCAAAGAGCUCUUGAAAAUAUCACCGAGGCUCUCCAGAAACGACAAGCCCAUCGAGUUUCAAGAACUCUCCCCUCUUUUUUGGGAGUAUUAGGGGAGGGCAUUCAAUUGUAUGGUCUUAUAUUCCAGUGGGACAAUUCAGAGAGAGAUCCUUUGUUGAUAAUAGAAUGGGUAUUCUUGCCCUACAGAUUCCCUAAAACAAUUUAUACUGCAUUAGAGAUGGCAGCCCAGAUAAUUAUCAAAGCCAGAACUAGAUUGUUAACAAUGACAGGUAAAGAUUUUACUACGAUUUACCUGUCUCUGAAAAAGGAUUAUUUAGAUUGGGCAUUGCAAAAGUCGGAUGACUUACAGAUUGCAUUGCUAAAUUUUACAGGAGUUUGUUCAAGUCAUUUCCCCAGUCAUAAACUGUUACAGUCCAAGAUAAGUUAUAAGGAAAAACCUAAACUGAGUGAAGUACCAUUAAAUGCAAUAACUCUAUUUACUGAUGGUUCAGGGAAAACCCACAAAGCAGUUAUAACAUGGCAAAAUACCACUACAAAGAAGUGGGAAUCAGAUAUUCAAAUAGUACAAGGCUCACCCCAAAUCAUAGAAUUGGCUGCUGUAGUUCGAGCAUUUCAGUUGUUUCAAGAACCCUUUAACCUGAUUACAGAUUUGGCUUAUGUAGCAAAUAUUGUUAAAAGAACAGAAGGAUCUCUUCUGAAAGAAGUAGAUAAUGAGAAUCUAUAUUGUUAUCUUAUCAGUAUGCAACAACUAAUAGGACAAAGAGAAAAUCCGUAUUUUGUUUCACAUAUUAGAGCACAUUCUUCUCUCCCAGGGUUUCUAGCAGAAGGAAAUGCCCGAGCAGAUAAACUGACCUUAAUUAUUUCAAACACUUUACCAAAUAUUUUUGAACAGGCAAAAUUAAGUCACACAUUCUUUCAUCAGAAUGCACAAGCGUUGAUGCACACUUUUCAUAUUUCAAAAGAGCAAGGAAAAGCCAUCAUAAAUGCUUGUCCAGAUUGCCAGUUGGCACAGCCUCCUGUGUCUACAGGAGCAGUAAAUCCAAGAGGAUUGGAGAGUUUGCAAUUAUGGCAAGUGGAUGUCACUAAAUAUCCAUCUUUUGGGAGAUUUAAGAACAUCCAUGUAUCAGUAGAUACUUUUUCAGGUGCAGUUUUUGCCUCUCUACACACAGGAGAAACAGCAAAACAUGCAUGCAGACACUUUUUACAAGCGUUCGCAUCAUUAGGUGUACCUAAAGAAAUUAAAACAGAUAAUGGUCCAACAUAUAAAAAUCACACUCUCGAAGAAUUUCUAAAAAAACGGGGUGUUUAUCACAUUACUGGCAUUCCCCAUUCAUCAACAAGUCAAGCAAUUAUUGAAAGAACGCAUCGUACUUUAAAAUCUGUUCUAGACAGGCAGAAAAGAGGAGAGGCAGAAGCUACGAUUGAAUAA